Molecule: messenger RNA, 315 nt
Organism: Sphenostylis stenocarpa
Lineage: Eukaryota; Viridiplantae; Streptophyta; Magnoliopsida; Fabales; Fabaceae
Source: the annotation of a GenBank genome assembly
AUGGCUUCCACGCCUUUCUCCACUCUCUGCCACUUCCACAAACCCUCCCUCCGCUUCCUACCGUCGCACAGGUUCAGGUUCGACGGCGCUUCGGCCAUGGCGUUUCCUAAGGUUCCGAAGAACCGCAAAAUGGUAAGUUUCCCCGUUUGCAGAAUUGGUCCUGCUGUUGCCUUCCGAGACCUCGACGCUGACGAUUUUCGCCACCCUCUUGAUAAACAGAAUACGCUGAUACUGAGAGCGAUUCCGGGAUUAAACGAACUGGGAAAGGUUCUUCUAGGUAACAAACAGAUACCUCGUGUUCUAAGUAGCGCGUAA